UAAUAAACUUAAGUUUCAAUUAAAUAUGCAGUUUAAUUGUGCAAGCGGAUAAAAUCUCUACUUUCGUCGCCGUAUCAUAAAAAUCGAUAAAGAUCAAAUCCAUCAAAACACACGACUGACCUUCACUACGACCUUGAAACAUAUGAGCAGUCUGAAGUCAGCGGUUUUUAAGUUCAAAAGCAUGUUUGAAAGAAAUUUCAGGAAUUCAGUUUCAGUCAUUCACAACAUCGCAGCAUCGCAGUUUGCCGUGAAAAGAGCACGUGGUGAUGGGAAAAGCAAAUAUUUUUUUUGUGUUAUGAUGAAAACUGAAAGUGUCAAAUAAGUCAACUGAAUAUUUAAAUUCUCUGUGCUGUGGAUCGCACUUAUGGUUAUCAGAAUCGGAAUACUCGACUUAAAUUUCACAUUCCGAGGGACACAAUGAGUGAUGCAAAAAUGUCGCCGGAAAAUUUUUCCAACGCCAUUGUUCCCGGUCCAGUUAACUCAAGGAAAGGAGGCGCUAGACCUAUUAAGGUUGCAGCAUCUGCGGUACCAACGUUACCAGCUUGGGUAUCACCUAUUCAAGAAUUUCAAUGUAUCGUCUGUAAGCUCAUAAAAAAAUCGCCCACCGAAAUGCACCAACAUCAAUCCUUCUGUCACACAUCAGAGGAGCUCUCUCUCUCAGUCAUAGGCCUUCAAGUUCUUUACAACAUCCACAAAUCCUCCGAGAAAAAAGUGACACCUUCUAAAUCGGAUUCGCAAAAUACGGUAGUGGAUCUAACAAGCGACAACUGUAAACACGACACUCCAUCAUCACUCUUCCCUCCCGACACAAAUCCACCAGCAUUUCCCGAUGUUCAAAAAGAGCCCAUGUGCCUUAAAGUCGCCAUUUCAAAGUCUGUUCUCAAGACAAACAACUCAAAUGCAACAAAUGAUGGCCAUGAUUUGAAGACGCAUUUACAGGCGAAAGUCAUCUCCUCGAACAGCCCGCGACCUGUAGUAGUGUCCACGAAAAAAAAAAUUACAGCUCCAUCAAGUCGUCUGAAACGCAGAAAGGAAGUUAAAAUUCUUCCAGCUAUUCCAAAAAACGAGGAUCUUAAAAUUCAAUCUGAAAGCGCAAAGAUUUUUGUAAAAGAAGCUAGUCAAGAUCGCUUUUCCAGGAUAGAUGUAUCACAAAUUAUUCGUAACAAUAUUUUUCAAAGAGUUUUAACGUCUCACAACAACAACAACAACAAUAAUAAUAAUAAUAAUAAUGGAAAUCACCUCGCUGAUCGAACUUUCUUGGUGAAGAAGGAAAGUUCUCUUGCCCCUCGCAGUGAGCCCAUCUGUCUCAAGUUUUCCCAAGUUGAUGUUAAUUCCAUGAAAGUCGAUGAGGUCAAAAAGCCAGAAGUGAUUAUCGAUAAUUCCGAUGCGAUUUUUAAGAAACCGGCCGAUGUAAAAAAACCGCAAGAAACUAUUAAACGACCAGAGCUGACCAUCGAGAAAAUAGACACAAAUUUUAAAAAGCCAGAGUCAGUUGCCAUGAAGCCUGCGGUGACUAUCAAGAAAUUACCCAUGUGUACCAAGAAAACGGAAAUCAUCAAACCCAAUGAGCAAAUUUCAGGAAAUCAACGCACCGGAAACUUCACGAAAAACCUGAACAAUCUCUGUUGUGAUAUGCAGAAUGUCUGUCUCAAAAGGCCGCGUUCGGAAUCACCUUUACGAAAAUUGGAAUCGUCCUCUGGAGUCAGUCUAGAACCACCUCUUCAAAAGUCGGAACCGGAAUUUAUAAAGUUACAUUCAAUCCUGAAAAGGCCGAUGACGCAGAUUCAAAUAGUAGAGCAACCAGCAAAGAAACUCAAGUCCCUGCCGGAAGGUCCUCCUGAAGGAAUAAAAAACGAAAAUGUAAAAAAAAAAUCUUUGCCCAUCAUCGAAGUUGGUGACGAUGCUUGGUAUGAAACAGUGAAAAAUAAACUAUAUUUAGAGAGCGAAUUACCCACAGAUAUUACAAAUAUCGCUAUGCAAGAAUUUUCGAAUCAGAGCUUCGAAGUCUCGAAAAACGCGUCAGAGAGUUUUAAUUAUAACGAUUUAUCAAGCGAGGCUUUUAUGAACCUAGACUCGUAUCUGAUGCCUCCAGAAAUUCAACCGCAGGAAGAAUUGAAUUCAACUUCUCAAGGAUUCGUGGAUAAUCUGACUUUAGAUAAUUCGAAUCAAGUUCCAGCAUUCGAUUAUUCAAACGCAGAUUUGCUUUUCGAAAAUAAUCAAAAUCAUAUUUCGCCGGUCGAUCUGAAUGAAAACGUGUGGAAUUCGGAUGGCAAUUCGGUUUACACGGAACUUCUUCCCGUUUAUUAUUCUUAAGUCUUUCGCGACUGAAGAAACUUGUUUCUAAGAGAACAUGGAGACGACUUAAUUACAUUUUUCCUAUGUUUUCUUUUCAUGAUUAUAAAAGUAUAUAUAUUUUUUGUUCUGAUUGACUAGAAAUUAAGUUCGAACCAGGUUUAGACCAAAGAAAAAACCUACCGCUAUGCUAAGAGAUAAACGUGGUUUACUAAAACAAUGCAGUAUUCCUAAAAAGUAAGAAUUCGUUAAGUUCAUCAGUUUUAUUGGAAACUUGUAUAAGUUUGUAGAAUAAGCAACUGUUUUUGAUACUUUUUCAAUCCUUUGAGGAUCUAAAGUUUUAUAAAUAAGAUAAGAUCUUAAAAGUAGAUUAAAGAUGUCUUAAAAAUAUAUAAGACGUUACCAAGUAUCUCUUGAAAGUGCCAUAGAGUACCGAAUUAGUAUUUAAAAAAUCUGAGUUCUGCUAUUAUGAAAGAUAAUAAACAAUUUC
Messenger RNA from Belonocnema kinseyi, 2782 nucleotides. Its product is annotated as sphingosine kinase B-like. NCBI's taxonomy places the organism in Eukaryota, Metazoa, Arthropoda, Insecta, Hymenoptera, Cynipidae. The record is from RefSeq and is a predicted model, not a curated record. The coding region runs from base 418 to 2313 and encodes 631 amino acids. The transcript has 2 exons.